AUGGCGACACAGACAGUUACGGAGUUGGCAACGUUCGAGCCUGCGGCUUCACCGCCACGUGCUGCGCCGAGGAAGAGCUAUGAAACUCCGGCGAGCGUUAAUGUGCCGCUGGUCGCCCACGGCCCUGCCGAGCCCACGACGGCGCCGGCGGAGGCCGUGGUUCUCUCGAAAGUAAGAGCUGCCAUGGUCAUCGCGCAAGUCUGUGGCCAGCUGUUCUUCAGCAGCUUCUGCAACGGCAUCAUCGUCGUCGCGCUGCCAUCCAUGCAGGCUACCCUCGGUCUGGCGGAGGGCCUGCUCGUCUGGCCUAGCUCCAGCUACUUCCUCACGGCAGGCUCGUGUCUGCUGCUGGCGGGCUCGGUCGCGGACGUCGUCGGGAACAAGCGCGUGAAUCUGGUCGGUUCCUUCUUCAGCGCCGUGUUUGCCAUGGCCUGCGGGUUGGCGCGGUCCGGGGGCGAGAUCAUUGCCUUCCGUGCGCUACAGGGCGUCACGAACGCCAUCAUCACCCCGUCGUCCAUAUCGAUCAUCUCGAACAAUGUGGAGGAGGGCCGGCCGCGCAACAUGGGGUUCGCAUUCAUGGGGUUCGCCCAGCCUCUCGGGUUCUGUUUUGGUCUAGUGCUGGGCGGAGUCUUUACUGAUACCGUGGGAUGGCGGCCGGCGUUUUACCUCGCUGCGGCUGCGAGUGGAACACUGUUUUUGCUGAGCAUCUGGGCUUUGCCGCAGGAUUCUAGGUCAAAGACAGGUCCAUCCAUCUGGAAGAGACUGGUCCACGAGAUUGACUGCGUCGGUGUCGUAUUGGCCAGCACGGGACUGGCGUCUUUGUCUUAUGUAUUGGCGUCGCUAUCAGCCGACAUUAACAACAUUCAUAAACCAUAUAGCAUUGCCCUCUUGGCCAUAGCAGGCUGCUCGAUCCCAACCUUCGUUGGCUGGAUGCACCGCCAAGCCACAACGCAUCGCACAGCUCUGAUUCCCAACUCGCUAUGGAAAAGCCACGUCUUCACCAGUUGCUGCGUCAUGGUUCUUCUCACCAACGCUUUGACCAACUGCAUGGAGCUGUACAGCAGUCUCUUUUUCCAGCAAGUCCAGGAAGCCUCCGCCAUCAAGGCAUCGUUGCAAGUCGUACCGUCCCUCGUCGCCGGCGCUCUCACCAGCAUCGCUACCGGGAUCUUCGUGCACCGCAUGCCGGUCCUGUGGAUGCUGUUGAUCUCAUCGGCGAUGAGCACCGUUGCGCCACUCCUCAUGGCUCUGGUCCGGACCAACCAAUUGUAUUGGGAGAACGCAUUCUUCGCGCAGAUCCUCACGCCGAUCAGCUGCGAUCUCCUCUUCACCGUCGGCCUUCUCAUCAUCUCGGACGUCUUCCCGCGACACAUGCAGGCUCUGGGUGGCGCCGUGUUCAACACCUGCGCACAACUCGGCGCGGCGAUCGGCAUGAGCGUGACGCAAGUCAUUGCUUCGUCUGUGACCAGGCAGUCUUCAUAUGCGGACAAGUCGUCGCCCGAUGCUCUGAUGACGGGAUACCGGGUUGCGUUUUGGACGAUGUUUGGAUGGAUGAUGGCGGUUUGUCUUGUAUGUGUACUAGGUAUGCGACGAGUUGGGGUUCUGGGCGUCAAGAGGGAUUAA
This is a messenger RNA of Colletotrichum chrysophilum, 1617 nucleotides long. RefSeq lists its product as uncharacterized. Gene Ontology annotation, molecular function: transmembrane transporter activity. Gene Ontology annotation, biological process: transmembrane transport. The transcript has 4 exons. The record is from RefSeq and is a predicted model, not a curated record. The coding region runs from base 1 to 1617 and encodes 538 amino acids. Gene Ontology annotation, cellular component: membrane. NCBI's taxonomy places the organism in Eukaryota, Fungi, Ascomycota, Sordariomycetes, Glomerellales, Glomerellaceae.